AUGGGUAGAGGCAGUGCUGGCAGCGAUGGCAGUGCCACAUCCAUGGGUGAAAAGGUUGAAGAUGACCUCGACAAGCAGCUCCACUAUAAAAUGGCCAUGCUCCGCGCACGUGACCCCAUUGACAUUAUAUUUCUCCUCAAUCCUAUCAAUAUAGAUAAGAUUCAUGGAGAAUUCACGGGUGAGGAGCUGCUCCGCAUGGCUGAAUAA
Molecule: messenger RNA, 207 nt
Organism: Hyaloperonospora brassicae
Lineage: Eukaryota; Oomycota; Peronosporomycetes; Peronosporales; Peronosporaceae
Source: the annotation of a GenBank genome assembly